AUGAAUUCCAGAGCGUUUGGAUCUCAGAUGAACAACUGUAUUCCAGUUUCUGAUUUUUCAGCUGCUGGAGCAUCUGAAAGUGAUGUGAUAAACAGAAGCUUUACAAAUGUGAAGAGCGAACGUUUCCCUGUUCAUCCUUUGGACAUACCGGAAAAUUUUGUUUUGUUAAGUCAAGAUAAGAUGAAUUUUCUUUCUCUGAGAAAUAUUCUGGGGCUGCAUGCACCGCUGAAGCUGCAAAUGGAAUUCCAAGCAGUGAAGCAGGUCCAGCGUCUUCCGUUCCUUCCUAGUUCUAACUUGUCCCAGGAUAUCUGGAAAGGCAACUGUGACUGCGUUGGUUUUGAGGACAUUUUGAAGGCACAGAGUGAAGUAAUGGGAGAUCCUCAUCUUUUGGUUGAACACAAACUUGGUUUAUUAUAAAGCGCACAUACUGCAUCCUUCUGUUUAUGAAAAUGUUUCUUGCCUGUGUCCCUGUAGGUUCAAGUAAACCAUAUUAAAUAGUAGUUGUACAUCACUUGUUUUGAUAAUCUCUCACCUACCUUGAUGGGAAAAGGCUCAUUAAAUGCUUAAAUAUAUUACUUUUGUUCUGUGUUUACUGUCAGUACAAAUGUCUUGUAAUUGGGUAUUUUUUUAAAAAAAAAUCGGGAAAUAUCUCUAUUACUGUUUCAUGUCUGCAACUGGAACUGUAGACAUUAAAAAGUCUAUAGAAAAGGGACAUUUUAGAUUGAACGUUCUUGUUCUUUGCCAUAUAUAGCCCAGGUAUUUGCUGUUUAAUCUUUCUUUCCUUAUGCUUGAUGACUUGACAUGCCAUCUUUUAAAAACAAUGAGUAAAAUUUUCUAUAAAUGCAA
Lacerta agilis (Sand lizard) is the source of this 846-nucleotide messenger RNA. RefSeq names its product proteasome maturation protein-like. Gene Ontology annotation, cellular component: cytoplasm; nucleus. Lineage: Eukaryota; Metazoa; Chordata; Lepidosauria; Squamata; Lacertidae. The record is from RefSeq and is a predicted model, not a curated record. Gene Ontology annotation, biological process: proteasome assembly.